ACACAAAUUCUGUAAAAUCAGAGAUCGAAGCAGAAAGACAGAAGGCAGAUGCUGCCUGAUCCGUUGAGUGACUCCAGUCUCCAGCACUUAAUGUAUUUUUUUAUAAAAUUAAUUAAUUUUGGAACAUAGAAACAAGUUAUUUGCCCUGACCAGUCUUUGCUUAUGUGCUAAACACAAGUCGCCUCCUACCAUUCAUCAUAAUAAUAAUAAUAAUAAUAAAUUUUAUUUAUGGGCGCCUUUCAAGAGUCUCAAGGACACCUUACAAAAAUUUAGCAGGUAGAGGAAAAACAUGUAAUGGGAAUGAAAUAAAUAGUAGAGACAUGACUAGCACACAAAGUAAAGACAGAAUUCAAUUCAAAACACAAUAUGAGGCAAUUAAUGCACAGAUGAAAAGGGAGGGGGACGACGUGGGACUAAGGAUAGGCAGAGGUGAAGAGAUGGGUCUUGAGGCGGGACUGGAAGAUGGUGAGGGACACGGAAUUGCGGAUCAGUUGGGGGAGGGAGUUCCAGAGCCUGGGAGCUGCCCUGGAGAAGGCUCUGUCCCCAAAACUGCGGAGGUUGGACUUGUGGAUGGAAAGGAGACCGGCUGAUCAUCCACUAAGUUUGCAGAUGACACUAAAGUGGGUGGUAUUGUAGAUAGUAAAGAUCAUUGUCAAAAAUUGCAGCAGGAUCUUGAUUAGUUGGGCAGAGAAAUUGUUGAUGGAAUUUAAUAUGGAGGAAUGUGAGUUGUUGCAUUUUGGGAAGUCUAACAUGGGCAGGACCGAUACAGUGAAUGGUAGGGUUCAGGGGAGUGUUGUAGAGCAGGGCAAUCUAGGAGUGCAGGUACACAGAUUCCUUGAAAGUAGUGUUACAGGUAUUUCGACCUGAAUCGUUGCCUAUUUCCUUCGCUCCAUAGAUGCUGCCUCACCCGCUGAGUUUCUCCAGCAUUUUUGUCUACCUCACAGGUCGAUAGGGUGGUCAGAAAUGAUUUUGGAACAUUGGACUUCAUCAGGCAGAGUACUGAGUAUAGAAUUUGUGAGGUCAAGUUACAGUUAUAUAUAUUUCGUUGGUGAGGCCGCAUUUAGAGUUUUUGACUUUUGUAUUCAGUUUUGGUCACCAUGUUACAGGAAAUAUGUUGUCAAGCUGAAAAGGGUGCAGAGAAGAUUUCCAGGGAUGUUGCCAGGACUUGCGGGCCCAAGCUAUACGAACUUGUUGAGCAGGAGGAUGGGGGGUGAUCUUAUAGAGGUGUACCAAAUCAUGAGAGGAAUAGAUUGGAAUAGAACACAGUUUUAUUUCCAUAGUCGGGGAUCGAGAACCAGAGGGCAUAGGUUUAAGGUGAGGGGAGAAAGAUUUAAUAGGAACUUGAACUUGAACUUUUUUACACAAAGGGUGGUGGUUGAAUGGAACGAGUUGAGGCAGGGACAAUCGCAAAAUUUAAGAAACAUGGAUAGGAACAGGUUUAGAGGGUAAAUGGGCCAAAUGCAGGUAGGUGGGACAUUUGGUCAGCAUGGGCAAGACCAAGGGGCCUGCUUCCACCCUGUAUGAUCAUAUGACACUACUACCUUUGUCUCAUCUUACCUGCAAGCCUUCUACCUUUGUCCAUCUGAAAUAUGUACCUAGAUUUCCUUGAAUUUCUCAUUGUUGUUUGCAUCAACUCUUUCUUUUGACAUGUUUUCCUUGUGAACUUUCUCCAAAAUUCUUGGAUGGAGAUAUUGUUCCUUUCCAUUUUUUUUUAAGGUUCGCAGUCUCAGCUCUCACAUAAGUGAGGCCAUCUGAUGAAACAGUUUCUGGUUUAUCAAACCCCAUUUAAAGAUGUUCAUGGAGUCACAUCUCAGCCACCUCUUUCCUCGAGAAAUGAAUCCCAGUCUGUUCAUGUUCCAGCUGAUUUAUUUUAGUUCUGAUAUCGGCCCGCAAGUUACAACCACUCAACAUCAGUGAGGUUUAGUUAGCAAAAGUUUAGUUUAGCUUUACCUCUUAUUUAUUUUUCUCAAAUAGAACAGUUACAUUUUAUCAGAACAACAGGUAGACCCACUGCUUCACAGCGCCAGAGACCCUGGUUCAAUGCUGACCUCAGGUGUUGUCUGUGUGGAGCUUGUAAGUUCUCUCUGCGACCCUGUGGGUUUCCACCAGGUGCUCCAGUUUCCUCCCAUAUCCCAGACAUGCGAAUUUGCAGGUUAAAUGGCCUCAGUAAAUUGUCCUUAGUAUCCAGGCAGUGGAUGCGAGUGGCAAUUAAGAUAAUGAUGAAGGGGGAGGAUGACUGAUUGGAGGAUUCUUUGGUUUUGUGAUGCCAAUAAAGAAGCCUAUGAUGUCAUCAAGCAAGAGGAUAUGGUUUCAAUGAUGAAACAAUCUUAUGCAGAUUACAUGUAUUAUUUUAGAGUUUUAUGUUGUGAAUCACUGCAAACAUAUUUUACUGGACCAGCUCAAUAUGAUUGUCAUAAGAUUUGGGAUCAUGUAGAUUCCUUUCAGCAGGUGAACUGUAGAGAACAUGGGAAGUUAAAAUCCUGGUGGACAGUAUCAUUAAUGCCGCAAAAGGACCAUGAGACCUCUACCAGUGUUCUACCUGUAUGUUUUGUACCACUUGUCGUGGCUCAGAAGCACAAGAAUGAAUGUAUUAUACCCGCUUCCCAAGACUAAACAUCAGUCAGUGGUGGGAGUGCAAAAAGGUCAAUCGUUUACAGCAAUGUGCAAUCUCAACAAGAUUAAAUCUGAAUCUGGCUCCUUUGACGUCGAAUGGGAGCGAACCACGGAUGGCUACACUUUGGAGAGGAUCUUGCAUCACGCUUAUAAUCCUAAUGAGCAAUUAGUUCAAUACCUAACUGAAAAGGUCAAAGCAAGAGUACGUGAAAGCUCUCUCAAUUCGAGUUUCUCCAUUUUGAAGAUUAACCCAGCAUUGCUUGAGGACAGUGGGAAAUACUUUUGCUCCAUCAAUGGAGUCAAGAAUCUCAUCAUUACUCUCUUUGUUUGUAUACCAUUCAAGGAUAUGUUUAUGGACUAUGAACCUAAAAAAGUUAAAGAAGGAACUAAAGUGACAAUAACCUGUGCAGCUAAGGAAGGAUACCCUGAACCUUAUAUUCGGUGGAUUGCUUCAGGUAAUGACAUUUCACAAAAGGCAAUCACUGUGAUGGAGAGACUACCCAACAAAACAUUUGAUGUGAGAAGUUCUAUUGUGGUCAGUGUCCGGAAGGGAGAAAGGUAUGUUUGCAGCAUUUGGAACAAAUACAUUGAAAAUUUAUUGAUCGACUGGGUUUUGCCUUUGCCAAGUGUUAAAGUUUCAACACCAUACAAAGAUGUAGUGGGAAUAGCUGGAAGUAGUGUUGAACUCAUUUGUAAUAUCUCUGUUCCGGAUAAAGAGCAUCUCACUACUGCUGACUUAGGUUUCUAUUGGUUCAAUAAAGAUCCGAAUAGCAGAGAGCGCCUGGUGUACUCUUUUGUCAAUGAGGAAGAAAAUCUAAUUGGCCAGCAUCCAAGAUAUGUUAACAGGGUUUUCUUAUACUGGGAGGACUUUCUGCAUGGAUCACCAAACCUGAAGAUAAAAAACAUCUCUAUUGAAGACAUGGGGGAGUACAUCUGUAGAGUUAAUGACACUGAACAGUUUAUUGGUGAAGACCUUUUGGAGCUUCGAGUGGCAGCACCCUAUAGUGAUCCAGUAAUUACAUACAAAAAAAACAAAACUUCCAACUUCAAAGACAUAUUUCUCCUCUGUCACUCCCAAGGAGGUUUCCCUUUAGGAAGCGUCAGGUGGCUAUCAAGUAAUGGCAGUGACAUCACCUCUCGCUCAAAAACUGUAAUCUAUUUGUCAAAUGGAUACUUCAAUUUCAAUAGUGGGAUCCAUAUUUCAAUAGAGGAAGGAACUCGUUACACCUGCGUCAUAUCAAAUCCUUGGCUAGCAGAAGAUGUAAGCUCAACAGUAACCUUUGUUGAAGAUUAAGUCUAGAUUUAAUUACCUGUGGAAUAUUUGUUUGGAAAAAUAUUGUAUGGUUUGUUAUUAAAUGAUUGAAAUUGCUGCCUUUAUAAAGUAUGCCUAUAGCUUCUGUAGUUCAUUAAAGCUUCAUAUUGCAUUCCUGCAGCAAAUUACUUUUACAUCGUCAGGCAGUGAGUGUACCGAUACAUUGGCCGAAUUAUCACGCUGAUCUUCCUCGUAGUCUCUGAAGGGAAAUAAAAACCUAUUUUCAGGCUUUCAUAGUCACCAAGACGUAAAACUGACACUGUAGAUCAGUUGCUGGACCAUGGAAAUGCAAAACCUGAUGCUACUGCAGGCAAUCUGCAGUUCACACCCAUUCAGCACUAUGCCUUUGCAUCAACAAAGGCCAUUAAAACAUUAUACUUACAACAUGUCCACUUUCCAUUCUUCUUCAGAAAAUGCAGUUAUUACUCUCACUAAAUGUGAUCUCAUUUGCUCCAUUGUAAAAUCUUAGUUUUUUUUCCCCCCCUUCAGCAACUCGCAACUCUACUGAAGCCCAAAGCCUUCAAAGAGAGGACGACAAAAUAGGUGACAAAUAGUUCACGAGAAAAUUAUAACAAUGGCUAAGAGAAAGUACUGGUGGCAAAAGUUAACAAUUGAGCACAGGGAGUGAGAGCAGGAGAAACUGUGGUGAUUGCAAUAGACAGAAAUGGCAGGAAACAACAGGGCAAGGAUGAAUGAGGAAUUACCCGAUUUAUUUAUAGGAAAUAAUAUUCAACCGGAGAAUUUAUUCACUAUCCGGAAAUCUCAUUAAUACACUACAACAAUUUGUUUGCAAAUCCUCCAUGAUCAUCUCCAUUCCUGUAAUCAACCAGUCAUCUUCACUAGUUCUCACUUUUGCAUUUUCUGAAUCCAGAUUUAUUUCCAUUUCAUCAUUAUGGACAGAACCUUCACCUAAAUAUCACAGUUCUGAAAUUCAGUUCCCAACUUUCUGUUUUGUCAAAUGAUUUUCAAACAUUACAAAUCUCCUCUAUCCAGCUCUUGGACCUGUCCUUUGAAUAACUUAUUUCAAGUACCACUUGGUAUCUGUUCCCCUCACCCUUUUAUGAUGCACCUUUCAAUAUUUAGCUCGAUAAAUUAUUGCAAGUCCUUGAAAUCUGAUGAUGGACUAGCACACCUUCAUAAAGGUGGAUUACCUGGAAAUUAUCA
Leucoraja erinaceus (little skate) is the source of this 5089-nucleotide messenger RNA. RefSeq names its product CD276 antigen-like. Lineage: Eukaryota; Metazoa; Chordata; Chondrichthyes; Rajiformes; Rajidae. The coding region runs from base 2516 to 3907 and encodes 463 amino acids. The record is from RefSeq and is a predicted model, not a curated record. The transcript has 2 exons.